AUGCUGCAAAUCCUUUAUUUUGGUUCGGCUCCAUAUAUGCCAGCAUCUCUUUAUGCUUUAUUGGAAGUAAUCCAUGAAUGUAUUGUUGAUUCUGGAGUCCCUUACAAAACUUUAAGACAGAAGAGAACAGGAACUUAUUUAGCCAUGACCUUCAACGAUGAAGAUGCUGUAACCACUUCAACUUCCAGCGAAAGUAGUUAUUUGAAUACAAAAUCUGAAUUUCCCGGUCGAAUUGCCUCUUCGUUUGGGUUCCACGGUCCUGCAGCAUCUGUUGACACAGCCUGUAGUUCAAGUAUUAGCGCUCUUCAAAUGGCCAUUCUAGACCUAACUGUUGGUCGAUCAGAUUAUGCUAUUGUGGCAGGAGCCAAUUUAAUCUUAAAUCCACAACAUUCAAUCCAGUUUCUGAAACUGGGUAUUUUAUCGCCUAAUGGUGCAAGUCGUCCCGCUUUCAAUCGUGUGUUUUUUUUCUUUCCGUUGUCUUUUGAAGCAGGUGUUCAUUAUGCGAGUGAAGAAUCGCAAAUUAAGUUGCUGAGUGAACUGUAUAAUGGAGAAGAUGUUGUAUACGUGGAAGCAGAUGGUACAGGAAUCAAGGUCAAUGAUGCAAUGGAAGUCUCUGCACUCGCUGAGGUAUUCUGCAAAAACCGAACGUCGCCUUUACUUGUUGGUUCUUGCAAAAGUAAUCUUGGACACACAGAAGCUUGUUCAGGUUUGGUGAGUUUGCUGAAAUGUGUGAUGUCCAUACAACAUAGUAUAAUUCCUCCAAAUGUCUGCUACAACCAACCAAUUCCAGAAAUUGCUGAAAUAAUGAAGCAUCAGUUAAAGAUUGUAACGGAACCGACCAAAUUACCAAGUGGAAAAAUUGGUAUCAAUUGUUUUGGAUUCGGGGGUACUAUUGGUCACGUGAUUCUCCAACGAUGUGAAAAGAUUCCGAAGAAACUUUCUAAUGCGGUUCUGAUCCCUCUGUGUAUCCAAGACAACAAGCAAUAUAACAAACUGCUCGACUUUACUGCACUCCAUGCUCGACGUCCAGAGGUUCUCACUUUCCUUUCUUCAAGUUUCUUCAGCCAACCUAGUCAAGACGCACACGCAACCUAUAUCAGUGUUAUUUCAAACGAAAUUAAAAUGAGAACGACAGCUGAAAAGAGAACAGUGCCUGUUUGGCUGGUUUUCCAUGAUGGCCUCUUCAUGAAUAGAAAUAUGGUCAACAAAGAUUUACUGAAUAUUGAUUAUUUUCAACAGUCUUUUCACAGAUACGACACGAUUUUGAAUUCUCUAGGUUACGAAACAUCCCUGACACAAUUAUUGUCCGAGGUGUAUUCAACAUUUAGGGAGAGACUCUUGUUGAGUACAGCCUUACUUAUGGCUUAUGUGGACAUCUUGAAGUUGUGCGAUUUCCAACCAGAUAUGAUUUGUGGCUAUGGCUUGGCUGAGAUCGUUGUUGCCUAUUAUGAUGGCUGUAUCAAUCAAGAUCAAUGUCUUAAAAUUGCUUAUAUGAUUGGAACUUAUUUUACUUCAUCUGAUAAUGAAGAUAAGAAAGAAAUCGACCUUGAAAUACGUUUACCAACGUCGGCGAAGUUUCGUUUACCUAACCAGGCGACGCUUAUAGCAGCCUUGAAUGAGGACACCUUUUACAUCAGAGUGCCCCACGAUUGUCUUGAAACUGUCAAUAAAAUAGGUCUUUUAGGUGGAUUUCUUCAUUGGAUCUGA
Octopus bimaculoides (California two-spot octopus) is the source of this 1707-nucleotide messenger RNA. Its product is annotated as fatty acid synthase. The record is from RefSeq and is a predicted model, not a curated record. Lineage: Eukaryota; Metazoa; Mollusca; Cephalopoda; Octopoda; Octopodidae. Gene Ontology annotation, molecular function: fatty acid synthase activity; 3-oxoacyl-[acyl-carrier-protein] synthase activity. Gene Ontology annotation, biological process: fatty acid biosynthetic process.